Molecule: messenger RNA, 966 nt
Organism: Cercospora beticola
Lineage: Eukaryota; Fungi; Ascomycota; Dothideomycetes; Mycosphaerellales; Mycosphaerellaceae
Product: ankyrin repeat domain-containing protein
Molecular function (GO): protein binding
Source: RefSeq, a predicted model, not a curated record
CGCGAAGGCUUUCAAGUAUCGUUUUGUAUUUGAGAUGAACACUCUAAAAGCAAUCGCAUUGACCUGGGACUCCAACGUCGUGAGGAUCAGAUGUCCCUAUUCGUGUCCCAAAGGAAUUCACUCUCACGGAUUUACAAACCCCGAGUCUAAGAUCAUCAAAUUUUGUUUCCAUUCGAGGAAGAUCCUGAGACCGAGGGCAUGUGGUGGGAGCUCGAGCAUCGCAAGAAGAGAUGGAGAACCGUUAGCGGGAAAACGUACGAUCCUGAGGAUUGGGCGUCUUGUGACGAUACGGAGCCGCAAUCCGAUGAUGAUGCCUCGAACGCAUUAGGGACCCAAACGGCCGAGGAAGAUGAGACGGGGAUCGAGAACACUUUCUCAGGUCUUAUAGUUCAUGAUACACAAGCACGAAUUGAGCAAGGCGUGCAAUACGAAUCGCAAGCCCAACUGCCACUGAAGAUGCCACGAAUCUUGGGUCGGCGCUCCGAGAGAAUCCUCCUCUGUUUUUCAAACUUCUUUAAGAAUGCACAUAAAUUAUUGCUCGAGGCAGCAGAUGCCGCAUACCUUGCCAAUAUCAAGGGAGUUCCUGACGACAAGCCAUUAUUACUCGCUGUCGUAGAAGAAGGUCACAAGGAUGUAGUUGAGCUUCUGAUCGAUCACGAAGCCGAAUUGGAAUCUAGAGACCGUGAUGGCAAUACUACCUUACUGAGAGCACUUAACUAUGGCCGCGGAAUCCUAGCAGAGAUACUGGUCGCCGCUGGGGCUAACAUAAGCGUGUCUAAUAACGAUGGCAAGACUGUUUGCGAUACGGCACAAGCUUCGUUCGAACUCCAGAAGGAGAGCAUUAGGAUUGAAAAGAUGAUAAUUCAUCCUCGCGAGCCGCCUUUAGUCCGCGUCGGGAUUAACAAAGACCGGGUCCAGAAGAAUAUCCAUACACGAAGAGAAAGAUUCGCGCGCUCCAGCGAAUAA